UGUGAAAUUAUUUUUCAGAUCAUUUAUUUUAUUUUACAGAAAACUUUCUUUAUUUUAUUAAAUUUAUUUUCAGGAUAUUUUUUUAUUUUAUUUUUCCUCAUGAAUAUUAUCCUGAUUUUUAAAGACACUCCAGAUUAAACUUGUACUUUAUUACAUAUCAGAUUAUUUCUUUGUCAGAUUAUUUUUAUUCCAUUUUCUCAUGACUUUAAGUAUGAUUUUUAAUUACUUUUUUUAUUCAUUGCUGUUUUUAUGGAUCCAUUUAUCCAAAAUAAUAAUCUGGAUUAAAUAUAAAUGGCCUUUCCAGAUGUUGCAGUCAGAUGUGACACUGUUCAAAAAUAAUCCUAAUCUUUUAUUAAAACUUAAAUAUUGGUAUAUAAAACUAUCUGGGAAUAUUCUUCCCUCAUUAAAAUUCAGUUCCCAGGACGGUUUUCCUUUUUUCCAGAUUCCUCCGUUAAUCCUGUAUGUAAAUCGCAGCCAAUGGAUGCCGGUGUUGAGUUGGGCUGGGAUUAGCAGAAGGCGAAUGAGUUUCAAUUUUACUGGAUUACAGAACAAAGAAAAGAAGAAAGGGACACCCUGCUCUGCAAAAAGGGAAAACAGGAAUAAACUCGGGAAAUCCGAGGAAACCGAAGGCGCCGUCGGAGUCGCGAUGAUCCGGAUUAGGGCGUUUUUCAGCGGACGGGAAUCGUUUCUGAUGGAUUAAAAUCGGGGAAUAUUCCGGGAUUGACAGCAGCAACAAGGCUAUUUAACCGUUAAUUGAGAGGCAUGGCUCAGAUGAGGAAGCUGGCCUGCGACGGCGUCAGGAUGAACUCCCGCGGCGACCUGCAGGCGCCGCUGGUGUCGGCCCGACAGGAGAUCCUCACCAGCCUGGUGUCGGCCCUGGACUCCGUGUGCACGGCCAUGUCCAAGCUCAACGCCGAGGUGGUGUGCGUCACCGUGCACGAGGACAGCGUCAUCGCCGUGGGAACGGAGAAGGGCAGAGUCUUCCUGAACUCCAGGAGGGAAAUCCAGACCGACUUCUACAAGUUCUGCCGGUUGCCAUGUCUGCCGAACGCAGCAAACUCUCAUACCAAAGAGCCGGACGCCGACCUGAGCAAAGUGAGCAAAGACGGCGAGCACGGGAAGCACCGAGCUCCUUCAGAAGCCGCCCAGUCCAGCGUCUUCGUCCUGAGGAAGAUGGUGGAGGAAGUCUUCACCGUGCUCUACAGUGAAGCUGUGGGAAAGAGCAGCCUGGUCCCCGUGCCUUACGAGAUGAUCCAGAAGGACCCCGGCUGCGUGGUGGCCCACGGUUUGCCCGACGGCGUCGCCCUGAAGAAGCCGUCCGAGUACGACACCAAGACGCUGAUGAAGAUCCUGGAGCAGAGCCACCGCAUCCACUUCACGGUGCAGAGUCAAGCGGAGGAUUUGUCCCGGGAAGCAAAGUCCGGUGGCGACGUCAAUCACAGCUCGGGCGCUCACGGUCCGGUCAAACCGGCGCCGCAGACCCAGGCCGCCUCCAGCAACUCGGUCCUCUCCAACUUCCUGUACGGCAUGCCCAUGUCCUCCAAACCCUCCCCCGACGGGAAGCUGGACUUCAAACCCGUCUCGCUGCUCAACCUGUGCAAAGACCGGCCGGGCUCCUGGAGCGCCGCCGCCGCCGAGAAGAGCUGCUGCGGGAAGGACGAUGAGCGGGGGCCCGGCGAGCAGGGACAGAGCCCCCCUGGCGUCCACAUCUCCAAGAGGCUGCUCUUCUCCAUCGUGCACGACAAGUCAGAAAAAUGGGACUCGUUCAUUCGGGAGACGGAGGACAUCAACACGCUGAGGGAAUGUGUGCAGAUCCUGUUCAACAGCCGAUACGCUGAGGCUCUGGGUCUGGAUCACAUGGUGCCUGUCCCCUACCGCAAAAUCGCCUGCGACCCCGGAGCUGUGGAGAUCAUCGGCAUCCCGGACCAGAUCCCCUUCAAGAGGCCGUGCACGUACGGCGUCCCCAAGCUCAAGCGCAUCCUGGACGAGCGCCACUCCAUCCGCUUCGUGGUCAAACGGAUGUUCGAUGAGAGGAUUUUCACCGCUGCAGGAAAGAUGGCGAGGGAGGAGGGAAAGCACGAGCUGGGCGGCGCGCCUGACGACGGCUUCUGCGACAGUCUGAGCGCCCCGACCGCCGCCGAGCUGGUCGGCCACGCCCACAGCAGCAGAUCCACCAGCGCUUGUGUGAGUCCUCUGGCCGACUGUGAAGCAGCUAACAGCAUGAAGAGUUCGAUCCCCGCAGGUCCUUCCGGAGACUGCGCUCCUCUGAGGAGGAUCAAAACAGAACCUCCAGAAGGAGAAAUCAUCCAAAUCACAGUACCUGAUGCCGGCACAAAUGGGGAGGAGCCUAACGAGGCUGUGAGCGAGCCCGCCGCAGGAGCGCCAUGUCCCGCCACAUCCUCGCCCUCAGCCCCCCCCGCUCCUCCUGCAUCCCACCUCCCCAUGGAGAACCACUCAGCUGAAGCGUUGUCUCCUGGAGCGUCCUCACAGAGCAUCCGCAGACCUUCUGAAGGAGGAACUCUGCUGGAGGACAUCGGGGAAAUGAUCCUUCAGCUGCGGAGACAAGUGGAGAGCCUCUUCGGCAUCAAGUAUGCUGAAGCUCUGGGCCUCUCUGAAGCCACCAAGGUGCCAUACUCCCGGUUCCAGAUGUACCCGGAGGAUCUGUACGUCACCGGCCUCCCAGACGGGAUCUCCCUGCGGAGGCCCAACUGCUUCGGCGCCGCCAAACUGCGGAAGAUCCUGGCGGCCAGCGGUCAGAUCCAGUUUGUCAUCAAACGGCCGGAGCUCCUGACCGAACAGGUCAAACAAGAGAUGCCCCCCAUCCCCAUCGGCCAUGGUGCAGAGGUAGAGCGGUCGACCUCUGAUUGGAAGAUUGCAGAGCUCGACGCCAAGGACGCCACGCCGGUGACGCCAGAAGACUCUGCAGCCGUUUCCAAGAAACCUGGAUUCUCAGACUGCAUGGAGUCCAAACUGUCCCGCAUCGACCUGGCCAACACGCUGCGCGAGCAGGUCCAGGACCUCUUCAACAGGAAGUACGGGGAGGCGCUGGGCAUCAAGUACCCCGUCCAAGUGCCUUACAAGAGGAUCAAGAACAACCCGGACUCGGUCAUCAUCGAGGGGCUCCCGCCCGGCAUCCCCUUCAGGAAGCCCUGCACCUUCGGCUCCCAGAACCUGGAGAGGAUCCUGGCGGUCGCCGACAAGAUCAGCUUCACCAUCACCAGACCUUUCCAAGGACUCAUCCCCAAACCAGCUCCUCGCCGAGUCACGUUACUAAAAAAAGCCUACGCCGCCAUCAGUGACGAGGACGACAUGAACCGCAUGGGGGAGAAGGUGGUGCUGCGAGAGCAGGUCAAGGAGCUGUUCAACAAGAAAUACGGUGAGGCUCUGGGCCUGGACCGCUCCGUCGUGGUGCCGUAUAAGCUGAUCCGUGGCAGUCCGGAGUCCGUGGAGGUCAGCGGCCUUCCAGACGACAUUCCCUUCCGAAACCCCAACACCUACGAUAUCCUGUGCCUGGAGAAGAUCCUUCAAGCCGCAGACAAGAUAACGUUCAACAUCAAGAGUCAGCUGCAGCCUUUCGCAGAGAUCUGCAGCCAGCCGUGUAACACAGUGGGAACAGACGCCUCCACCAACCGCCGGAAACGCAAACGAGUCCAGGAGAGCAGCCGAGUAAGCUCCGCCUCCGACCUGGCCCCGUCAGCCAAUCAGAUUCCAGUGAUGCAGUGGCCCAUGUACAUGGUGGACUACGGCGGCGUGAACGUUCAGGUUCCCGGGAAGGUGAAUUACUGAAGGAGGACUGCAGCGAGGGCGGGAUGGGAGGAGGCGGGACUGAAGGGGGCCGUCUCUGGCGGAGGAGCAGCAGAAUGUAUGCAGGUUUUCUUCAAUCAUCCUGUUUUGGUUUUUUUUAACAUAAACGAUAAAAAAGUCCCUAAAAUCUCCUGGUUUCUCAUCUUGGUGUCCAUCCACUGACUCCACAAAAACGUCUGACGAGCAUCUGGUCCCGAACGAUUUCACAUAUUUGUACUUCUUCUUAUUUAUUCUAUUUAUUAAAAGCUAACAUUACGGGCAGGGAUGUAAAAUAUCUCCUUUGAGGAACUAUCAGCACACUGAGGAACGGCUUCAGUUCAGAUUCAUCCGCAGCAAACGGCCUUGAACCUGUAAAUACGUCACUACAGUCAGCCUGAAUGUAUCAUGUAAAGAAUGGUCUGUUCUUCUGCCAUGACUCUCUGGACUAACUAUAUUUAAUAUGCUGUACCUUAACGCCAUUUAGGCCUUUCAAAUAAAAUGUGUUGCCUUGCACCUCAA
Molecule: messenger RNA, 4302 nt
Organism: Oryzias melastigma (Indian medaka)
Lineage: Eukaryota; Metazoa; Chordata; Actinopteri; Beloniformes; Adrianichthyidae
Gene: gtf2ird1
Product: GTF2I repeat domain containing 1
Exons: 27
Coding region: 763-3786 (1007 amino acids)
Cellular component (GO): nucleus
Molecular function (GO): DNA-binding transcription factor activity
Source: RefSeq, a predicted model, not a curated record